GCGAAGCGGAGUGAAGAAACGUGGCCGGGUGCAGCAGAUAAAAUCCGUGCGUCGUCCUCAGUCAAUAACGAGUUCCCAGUUAGUCGCUGGUCGCACCAACCACGGGUUGCACACCGGGAAGCUCAUCGAUCUCGCGCUAAUCGGAAGAAGGCUCGCGAAUGUCGCAACGCGACGGACGAGAGACGUUCACGCGAAAAGGCAUACUCAGGCCUCUCAUCGUGCGACUUGAAGGGACACACAUUUCGAGCCGACGCAUUUACGAAAAUCUCGAAAAUCUAUAUUGCGACGAAGACGAAUGUCGAACUUUGACGGAAUAACAGUGGGCACGUUUACUCUCUCUCAGAUCUGAAGAUAUCCGAGACCGGCUCGGAAAACGGCAAUUAUUUCUAAGAUAAUUUCUAAGAAUUUUCCAGAGCGAUCCGGUGGAUAUCUCUCCGAGACGACGACGACGACGUUUUGCUUGAAUGGCAAAACAAUAAAAAAUCGUUAGAUUAGACACGUAUCUGUAAUUGUUAUGUAAAGAUCGAAGGCGCAAUCUCGAACCGCGAUUUUCCGCGGAACGCUAUCGAACGGGGCAAUAAUACGAGCAGACAGUCGGGAGGGAUAAACAGCUCGGCGCGGAUCGCGUAUUUAUUGCAUUGUACAUACGACGAUAUUAUAUCUGAACAAAGAAGAAACCGAAGGCAGAAGAAAGGAGACCAGACUCGUCUAUCUAAAACUCGCGGCGCAUCCGAACGGGACGGCAGUAAAUUAGCAUCGAGUCGUUGAAACGCAUCUAUUCGGUGAUCGAAAGUCUCUUUUAAAUAGCCCGGCAUGCAAGCGGUCGAUGAAUGAUGAUAAAGAUUUAAAGUACUUUGCGAUACGAUAUCGAGCUCAUCAAUCGAAUAUAUAUAAACACCGUCGAGUAUUGUAAAGACAUAUAAAGGAUUGAGUCGUGAAUGAGAGCGAGAAGAGGUGGUCACUUGUCAAAGGAAAUAAAAAAGACUGAUUGAUUGAUUCUCUUUUAAAAAAAAAAUUGCAAAUCACGCAUUUUUGUGCAUUGCGUUAGAGAGAUUACCGUUGUUAUAUUAUUAUUUGUUUAAUUAUUGGAAAAUACUAAAGAUACUGAAGAAAAGGGAAUACCAUGGCGAACACAGCGGACGUUAAUAACACGGAUGGACAAACGGACAGUAACGUAAAUAGACAGACGGACGUGACAAAUGUAAAUGAACAAACGGACGUGAAAAAUGUAAAUGGACAAACGGACGUCAAAAAUGUAAACGAACAAACGGACGUUGAUAAUGCGAAUGGACCAACGGACGUUAACAAAACGAAUGAACAGAAAGAUAUUAAUAAUGUGAACGAAAUGCAUAUUAAUAUUGUCGGUGGGCAAACCAGCAUUAACAAUACAGGUGGAAACGUAUCAUUGUGCAUGGAGGUCAAGAUGGAAUCUAGUGUUUCUGAUGAAAAAAAGUGGGAACGAUCCGGAACAAUUUAUCAAAUACUGAUGGCUUUAUGCGCCAAUGUUGUAGUACUGGGGCCUGCGAUGGGUUUCGGUUACAGCGCUGUAGCGGAACCUGCGAUGAUGAACCCAAAAAAUUCCGACGACUUGCGGCUUGACGCUGUCCAAGCGAACUGGAUGGCUACCGUAUCGGCGUUGGGUACGCCUAUCGGCUGCUUACUUUCGAGCGCUGUGAUGGGACGAGGAAGGAAGAUCAGCAUGUUCGUGACAUCGUUCAUCUCGAUGGCGGGUUGGGUGACCAUUUACAUGUCGAACAGUUACACGCAGAUCCUGAUAGGAAGAGCGAUUUCCGGAAUAUCCACCGGUAUGGCGUCGGUUCCGACGACGGUGUACGUGGCAGAAAUAGCUGGACCGAAAUGGCGAGGCACGAUGGUCACGUGGACCAGUAUCUCAAUUGCUCUCGGUGUUCUUAUUGUUUAUAUCUUCGGAUAUAUCAUUAAGGACGACUGGCGACUGGUGGCUCUGCUGUGCGCCCUAUUUCCGUUGUGCGCGAUCGCCCUCACCCUGCUGGUGGUACCAGAGACUCCUCUAUGGCUGCGGGACCAGAAUCGGCCCGAGGAAGCGCUGGAGAUCAUGAAAAGAUUUCGCGGAAUACCGAAGGACCAGCCAGCCACGGCGGAGGUUCUGUUUGAGCUGAAGCCACGACCGCAGAAGAAAAAUCAGAAUAUACUGAAGCACUUGGUGAAAAGGAGCUCCUUGGUACCGUUCGGUAUAAUGAUCGCGUUCUUCUUCUUCCAACAAUUCUCCGGAAUCUUCGUCGUCAUAUACAACGCCGUCGCGAUCAUGGCCAAGUCCGGUGUCAAGGUAGAUCCUUAUCUCGGGGCCGUACUGAUAGGGGUCGCCCGUUUCAUAGCCAGUCUUCUGACGGCCGGCGUGUCUCGCAAAUUCGGUCGACGAAUACCAUCGAUGAUAUCCGGCAUCGGCAUGACGAUAUUUAUGGGCGGCCUGUCGCUCUAUCUCUUCCUGGCGGAAAAGGGCACGGUUAUGGCGGACAACGGGGUGGUCCCGGUGAUCUGCAUGGUGAUGUAUAUCUUUACGAGUACUCUGGGCUUCCUGGUCAUGCCCUUCGCCAUGGUGGGCGAGGUAUACCCGUCCAAGGUCAAAGAUAUAUUGUCCGGCUCGACGGUUUGCCUAGGUUAUCUCUUCAGCGCGGUGACCGUCAAAACGUAUCCGGAUAUGCUGGCCCAAAUGAGUAUGCACGGUGUGUUUCUCUUUUUCGCAAUCGUGUCUCUGGUUGGGGUCGUAUUCAUCCUAUUCUUCCUACCUGAGACGAAGGGAAAGACCCUUCGUGAAAUCGAAGACAUGUUCUCGAUGAAGAAGAAGGCCUUUGAGUUGCAGACAACCGAAGGAAUAAUCGGGGAAAGAGUAGCUCCAACCUCCGUCGGUCUUUUAAGAAAUUGAGGAUAUUUAAUGUUUAUAAAAACGGGCAGGUAACCGUCUAGAGUAAAUUAUAUUAUAUUUAUGGAGGAAAAGACAUAAAAAUCGAACGUACGAAUGUUGCAUGGCUGGCGGAAGAAAUGAAACAAAUGCAACGCUGUUCUGUGAUAUUUCGAGAGGUAUCCUAAAAUAAGGGGUAUAAAAUCGAAAUAAUGAAAUAUCUUUUAUAUUUAUUCUAAAUACAUUAAACGAGAUCUUUCAAUCAUAUAUUUUGUAAAAUUCUGACUUUCUGACGUGGAUAAAAGACGUAAAGAUAUUUGCUUACAAAGAGAAAUAAAUAAAACGUAUUAUGACAAAGCUAUGUUGUCAUCUUGAUAAGAAUUUUGCCAUUGAAACGAGAACAGUGCCAUAUAUCAAUAGUUCCACAUGCAAGAUGUGUUCCAAAUGUGUUGCAAAUUCCACUAAAAUAAGAUUUGAUUUGCACUAAUUUACAACUAAUUUACGGCAAGAGAGAGAGAGAGAGAGAGAGA
Molecule: messenger RNA, 3408 nt
Organism: Pogonomyrmex barbatus (red harvester ant)
Lineage: Eukaryota; Metazoa; Arthropoda; Insecta; Hymenoptera; Formicidae
Product: trehalose transporter 1-like protein
Biological process (GO): transmembrane transport
Cellular component (GO): membrane
Molecular function (GO): transmembrane transporter activity
Source: RefSeq, a predicted model, not a curated record